AUGCCGAAGUAUAACUGCUGUGUUCCUGGAUGUACUAAUAGUCAUAGAGAUAAGCCUUCAGGAUUCAAGUUUUAUUGCAUACCGAAAGACACAGAGUUACGAAAAACAUACGAUAUUAUCCUUCGAAAUGCAACACUCAAGAUUGACUCACCAAGCACAAGAAUAUGCGCCGAUCACUGGGAAAACGGUAAAAAAUUAAGUAGAUCUCGCUUGCCAUCUUUAUUUCCAUGGAGCAAACAAAAAGAGGAAAGGAGAAAAAUUGUUAAAGCUAGCCAGGAAGAAAUAGAGAAACAUUCAAAGAAGAGAAAGGUGUCAAGUGAACCUGAACCUGUGGUCUGCAUGGAGGUCGAACCUACUGAAACACUUAAUUCCAAACUGUGGCUGAAGUUUCAACUCAGACAGAUUUUCUGUGGUUUGGUAGAAGAAAGCUCAAAUGUCUGUGAUGAGAGUACUGGAAAUCCUGAACCAGUUACCAAGAUUGGAAGGCCAAGAUCAUUAACUGCAUUUCAAGAAUAG
Molecule: messenger RNA, 516 nt
Organism: Stylophora pistillata
Lineage: Eukaryota; Metazoa; Cnidaria; Anthozoa; Scleractinia; Pocilloporidae
Product: THAP domain-containing protein 11-like
Source: RefSeq, a predicted model, not a curated record